AUGGAUACUCAGACAUCUUCUUCAUCCAUCCUUGAACCAGAACUCUACUUUCUCAUCGCCCGGUUUCUAAGCAGUGGCCCGUGUCAGCGAGCAACAAAGGUCCUGCUGGAAGAAUUGGACGAGUUCAAGUUGUUGCCUCAGAGAGUCGACUGGGAAGGCAAGCAGCACAACAGGAGCUAUGAGAACCUGGUGUAUUUGAACAGACAUAUACGCAGUGAUCACUUGCUUCGCAUCGUCGAGCGUGUCGGAGCUUUGCUGGACAAAGAGAUAAAACCCAGUGUUCCUGGUGUCAGAUCACUUCUUGGUGCCGGCAGUUUGUCAUUGCUCAGAACAUCUGAAGGUGCCAGACAGACAAAAUGGAGUCCUGCCCAUCACAUGAUACGCUAUCAUGGAGCUCCUCUGUAUCCACCUGUAAAUCUAGCAGUGCCUGCCGUCCCACAUGUUCUCAAAGGUUACGAGACUUCUGGAGUUGUCCGCCACCACAGUGUUGUUCCUACAAGUAUAUUUAGCAGAUUUAGCAUGCAUGGGCGGAAACUUGGCCACUUAUCAGCUGUCUAUUGUGUUCUCUUCGACCGCACAGGAAGUUGUAUUUUCACGGGGGCAGAUGAUGCUCUGGUGAAGAUUUGGAGCACAUUUGACAUGAGGCUCCUGGCAACGCUGCGAGGUCACUCAGCUGAAAUCACAGAUAUGGCAGUUUCCUAUGAGAACACUUUGCUUGCCAGUGGCAGCUGCGAUAAAGUUGUUAGAGUCUGGUGUUUGAGGUCCAAGGCCACGGCCGCAGUUCUGCAAGCUCACUCCAGCAUGAUCACAUCUGUACAGUUUUGUCCGAAGUCAAUUGGUGAUACUCGUUACCUUGUGUCAACCGGCAACGAUGGAUGCGUCUGCUUCUGGCAGUUUAACUGUCGGAGCAAUGUGUUCAGCCAAAAGCCAGUGAAGUUUGUGGAGCGAUCUCGGGCUGGUGCGCAAAUGCUGUGUUCUUCAUUCUCUCCAGGAGGAGCAUUUCUCGCCACUGGCAACUCCGACCACGUUGUUCGUGUUUACUUUCUUCAUUCCAUGGGCAUUGAGAAGAUCUGUGAAUUGGAGGCUCACACGGACAAAGUUGACAGCAUCUGUUACAGCAACUGUCUGAACCGCUUUGUCAGUGGCAGCAAUGAUGGCACAGCAAGGAUCUGGCGAUAUGAACGACAAGAAUGGAGAGCAACAGUCCUGAAUAUGAAUGCCAAACUGACCAAAUGUCCGCCGACUCCAGAGCAGAACAGAAACGUGACCCAGGAUCAGCUGCGAGUGACCAUGGUCAGCUGGAGCAUGGACGAUGCCAUGGUGAUCACGGCCGUCUCAGAUUUCAGCAUCAAGGUGUGGAAUGCAUACACUGGGGCACUUCUGCAAGUCUUGGAGGGACAUGAGGAUGAAGUGUUUGUGGUGGAGGCUUCCCCCAGCGAUGCACGCAUCCUGCUGAGUGCUGGGCAUGAUGGGAAGAUGAUCCUCUGGGACAUCUACACUGGAGUCAAGAUCAAGAAAUUUUUCAAUCUGAUUGAAGGUCAAGGCCAUGGUGCUGUGUUUGACUGCAAGUUUUCCCCCGACGGCCACUCCCUGGCCGCCACAGAUUCUCACGGACAUCUGCUGCUCAUGGGAUUGGGGACUAAUGACAGAUGCAAGAAGAUUCCACAGCAGCUUUUCUUCCACACGGAUUACCGCCCUUUAAUACGAGAUGCCAACAAUUAUGUUCUCGAUGAGCAAACGCAACAGCCACCCCACCUCAUGCCUCCGCCUUUCCUGGUUGACAUUGAUGGCAACCCGUACCCGGCAAAUAUCCAGCGUCUGGUGCCAGGCCGGGAGAACUGUAACGAUGCAAGUUUGGUUCCACAGAUAGUUGUUAACGCACAUGGUGAGUCAGAAGUCAUAGGUGACAUUGAUGUGGAAGGUCGAGUGGAGCCACCACAAGUUCCAAAUGGAGAUGUGGAAUCAGAGGCUGAUGAUGAUGAAGAGGAUGAUGAAGAGGAUGAUGACAGAGACGUGAGGCCUGGGUCCAUGCGAAUCUCCAGAUCUGUUGCCAGACCCAGUAUAGAUGUGAUGAUUGAAGAGCUCCAGCGGCAGCAGGAUCAGAGGCUGAGGCAGGAUCAAAGACCCCGGCAGGAUCCAGGCAGCAGUAGUCGGCGCAGUGUCCAAGUGAUGUCACCACCUCAGUUAUCAUCCCCGUUUACCCCAAGGUCCAACUUGCAGAAUCGCAUUGGGAUGCGGCGCAGUGGAGAAAUCGAGGGUGUUCGCCAGUCACUGGGAAAUGUUGCUGUGCGAUCUACCAAGAAGGAGCGAGAUGCUGCCAGACGACAUGUCACUGUGAGGCCAUUAGAUCUGGACUCUCUGAAGGCUGAAGAAGAGAAACGUUCAGCAUACGGAGAGGAUGAAAUAAAAAGAUUUUUAUCUGAACGCAAGAAAAAAUUGUUGUCACCAUAUGAGACGAACACAGCAAGUAUUUUAGAAACCAAGAAAAGAGGUCAAAAGUCAAAGAAGGCGUCAGACAGGCAGAGGGAAGAAGAUGUUCCUGAAAAUGUGGAGACUGCCAGAAAUCGGCUGACUACCAGGGCUUUGUACGAUACAGAGGAGGAGGAGGAGGAAGAUGGAGGUUCUGAUUUAGACCUGUGGAAUAGUGAGAACACCAGCGACGAUUAUUCUGACUGGGUGGGGGACCAGGCCGACAGCAACUUGGAGCCUCCCAAACGACGGUCUCAGAGGAAGAGGGUUCGAAGACGCUUAUACUCAUCUUCAAAUGAUGAUGAUGAGGGUGACAAGUCAGACAGCUCGACAACAGAAGAGAGCAGUGAAGAGGAGAAAGAGGAUGGUGGUAAUGAUGAACCUUCAACUUCCUCCAGGCGGGAGUUGAAGCAGAAAACAGCUAGUCAGAACAACACAGGCAAGAAGAAACAAAAAACUAAAAAGAGAAAGAAGCCUCGACUAGUGCCUGCAGACCCCAAUCUCAAACCAGUGACUCAGUUGGAUGAGAAGAUGAAGCCACCAGAAUGGAUCACCACAGUGAUUCCCCGAAAGGCACCGUUUGUACCGCAGAUGGGGGAUGAAGUGGUCUACUUCCGACAGGGGCACGAGCAGUACCUGCUGGCAGUUCUCAGGAAGCAAGUCUACAAGGUUCACCUGGAUAAGAACCAGCCUUGGCACAAGAUUCCCAACCUCCGGGCCCAGGAGCUGGUGAAGAUAGUGGGCAUCAAGUGGCUGAUCACACCCACCAGGCUGUGUUGUCUCAAACUGGCCUUCAUGGACUCCAGCAGUGGCCGGCUGACUGGCAGGAGCUUCACCAUCAAAUACCAUGACAUGCCAGAUGUGAUCGAUUUCUUAGUGCUAAAACAACAUUAUGACAUUUCAGUUGAAAGAGGAUGGAAACCUGGUGUGCGGUUCCGGUCGAUGAUUGAUGACCAGUGGUGGCUGGGUGCCAUCAAAUCCCAGGAGCCAUUGAAUCCAGAGUUCCCUGACAGUUUAUUUCAGUGUUUCAACGUGCAGUGGGACAAUGGAGAAUAUGAGAAAAUAAGUCCUUGGGACAUGGAACCCAUAGACCCAAAACGGAAACCAGCCACGGUUGGUGGAGGAGUCAGUGUUACCCAGGAUGAGUAUAAAGCCCUGCUGUAUGUUCCCAAGAGAACAGAGUGGCCCUCGUGUGGCAGGGAGGCAGAGUCCCAGCGGCUGACGCAGGGCCUGGGGAUCCUGAUGCAACAUUCCAUCGCUGAAUCCUUCAAUGCUCCGGUGGACCUGCAGAAGUUCCCCACCUAUGCUUGUUUUGUCUCCUAUCCUAUUGACCUCAGCACCAUCAAAACCAGACUGGAAAAUGGCUUCUACAGGAGAAUCACAGCCCUCCAGUGGGACGUCAGGCUGAUUGCUGCCAAUGCAAGCAUCUUCAACAAGUCAGGCUCUGUGAUUGUCAAGAAUGCCAACGCAAUUUCAGAAACUUUGCUUCGGUUCAUCAAGGACCACACCUGCCAGGACCCCCUCCCAAUGUUGACAGAACUGGCCCACAGCGACAUGAAAAUGGGCUCCAGUGACGAGGACAGUCAUCCCGGCUCUUCUGGGAAAACAUCAAAAAGCAGGAAAAGUCCAAACAGAAAGAAACACAAGCAUGGCCCCAAGGCUGACCCUGAUGUGUGGGUGGAACAGUGUGAGUCCCUCCUGGCAACUCUGUUUGAGUGUGAAGAUUCAGAACCUUUCCGUGUGCCAGUUGACCCUGCACUUUACCCUGACUACGAAGACAUCGUAAAAAAUCCCAUGGAUUUAACGACAGUACACACCAAACUGGCAACAGGCCACUAUGGCAACCCGGUGGAUCUGUGCCGGGACAUCAGACUCAUGUUUCAGAAUUCCAAGAUCUUCAACACAAACAAGCGUUCUCGGAUUUAUUCCAUGACCCUGCGUCUGUCAGCAUUGUUUGAGGCUCACAUUGUAGAAAUAAUUAAAAAUUGGAAGUUGGCUCUCAAGGCGUCGGGACGUGUCAGGAAACACCAUAGGCCAGGAAGCUCAACAUCAGCGCAGACACUGACCUCCUGGGAUGCUUUUACCAGCAGCAUCUUCGAUUCCUCGCAGCCGUCCAGCUCCACUCAGCCGCUGAGCAUCAGACUGCCAGGGAAGGAUGGCAUGGUCUCAGCUUUAGGGUCAUCUUCUUCCUCAUCCCAGCAGAUGAAUGGACAUUUCUCAGGAUUCAAGAGGAGUACUGGUGUCAAUGGUGGAGACGAUUCUGAUGCUACUAUUGUGGACAAAGAUGACAAGGAUGACGAUGGAGACACUGAAGUUUGCGACGAGGAAACUGGAGUCAACGGACACUUCAACAACACUGAUGAUGAUGAUGUGAGUGAUGAUGAUGAUGAUAAAGACAACGAUUACAGACCAACAAAUUUCCGAUUGCAUUCUGGGAAAUCUGCCAUGAAAGGUAAAGGAAGCACACGUGGCAAGGGGAAAUCCACCCGACCACUGCCCACAAGAACAGUGAGAGAGCGGUUGAAGAAGUCAAACGUCUUUUAUACGUCAGAUGGCAACAGCAACGUUGAUGACCUCUCUGGUUCUGACUGUGAUGAAGAACUGACUAAAGUUCCCUCUAGAAAAUGCAAAAGCAAAAUCAGCAGCAAGUCACCUGAUGACUCAGAUAAUGCGUCCAGCGAUGAACUGUCCUAUCAGGCAUCCAGGCGGAAGACUCCAAGGUCAAGCCUGGCUGCUAAACGACGACCAGCUGGCAGAAGUAGUUCCUUUAAAAAAUAUCCAUCCUCAGAUUACGAAGGUACCCCCUCACAUAGAAAAGCUCGUGGUACGAGGUCAAAGAAGAGAGCAGUGCUUUCAGAGGAAGAGGAGGAGGAAGUGAAAAGUAGAAUUAAGAAGAAUAGCUCAAGUGCCUUGUCUCGUUCAGCAAGAUCUGCACGGACACAGAAAAAGUCUUACGCUGAAGAUGAAUCGGAUCUGUCAGUUAAAGCUGAAGAUGAAGAUGAUGAUGAAGUUGAGCUUGAGGAUGAUGUGUGUAAUAACUUGGACUCAGAGGAAGAGUCGUCAGAAGAAGUUGAUGAAGAUUCUGAAGAUGAACUGAUAACCAAAAGUUUGAGAAAGUCGACCAAGGACAGUAAGAAAGCCAGCAGUAAGUCUCAGAAACGUUCCAAGUUGGACUCUCACAGCAACGACAGUGAUUCAGACAGUCUUUCAAAUGUGCCUCGCAAACGAACACGACUUCGGACUUCUCCGCAGCCGAAACAUUCGCGGAGGACCAGCAAAUCACAUUCUCCUCCUGUAAAUAAAAUUAGCAACAAACGGGUUAAAAAUGGCCAGAAAAGUGGCUCAACUCGACAGACCAGAAACAGAGGUAAGCAGCGAGUCACCUACAUCGAGGAUGAUUCAGACGAAGAUAAUGACAGUGGUGAUUCAAACAGUGACAGUGAUAAUUUAGAGGAAGCUGGAGCACGAAACGUUAGCAGCCGAGGGCGAGUUCGGAAACUGACUGCAAGAGCCAGGGCCAGUUUCAAAAAACAAAUGGGGCUAACUUCGGGUCUCUAUGCUGGAUAA
Messenger RNA from Candidula unifasciata, 6036 nucleotides. The record is from the annotation of a GenBank genome assembly. Lineage: Eukaryota; Metazoa; Mollusca; Gastropoda; Stylommatophora; Geomitridae.